CACUAGCAUACGCACUGUAAGCCACACUGCCUAUCCCCACCAAAUGCACACCAACCUAGCACGCGCAUACAGUGUGAGUCACCACGCGUGCCACAGCCCCUCCUUCAGGCUUCAGGUGCCGAGGGGCCAAAAAAUACAGCGUCAGCAGCGGCAGCCCAGCGGCCGAGGCGCCCUAAACUAACAGCCCGCACCUCACUAAGCCCGCUACAGAACGCAUGUGUGGGCACCGCCGAGCGAAAAAUAAAAAAAUUAUUCGCAAACCGUGAUCCUCUCUCCCUUUGCCACGACACACACACGCACACACGCCUCUCCCCCCUACGCUCUCCCUACGCCUCCGUUGCUUCGACAUCUCCAACUUUGCGAUCCCGUCUCAUCGACCUUCGACCGAAUAACCACCAAAGAGUUACAUACUUGCAAGUCACCAUGCCACCUGCGAGACAGUGGGACGAAGAGGACAGCGACUCUAGCUCUGGCGAGUCCUCCACUGUUGCCCAGAACACCACCCGCCGCCGACAGUUUGACGACGAGGAAGACGAUGACGAUGUUCUCGACUCCUGGGAUGCCGCCGAAGACUCUGAAGUAGAACGCGAAAAGGCCAAGAAGGCUGCCGAGGUCAAGGCUAAGGUUGAAGCCGAAGCUGCCGCCAACAAAAAGUCCAAGAAGGAGCGCAUUCUCGAGCACCAGAUGGAGCGCGCUCGCAUUGCUGAUGAGGAGGAUGAGAGUGAGGAGGAAGAGGAUGAGGCUGAUCGCCGCGCCCGCCUCCGCCGCACCGAGAAGGAGUCUGAUCUCCUCCACGCCGAAGAUUUGCUCGGCGACGUUGGUGGCGUUCCCAACGGCCGUACCUCCACUACCUCUGGUGCUGCUGUCAUUAUUGACUCCAAGGACCCCACCAAGACCGUCAACUUCAACACUAUCCCUCUCUUCAACCCUCAGACAAAGACUCAGUUUGCCACGUUGCGCACAACUCUUGGUCCCGUCCUCGCCGCCAACGUCAAGAAGGGUCACUACACCCUCUUCCUUGAGGAGUUUGCCAAGGACCUUGCCCGCGAGCUGCCCUCUGACCAGAUCAAGAAGAUUGCCAGCUCCCUCACCCGUCUCUCCAACGAGAAGAUGAAGGAUGAGAAGGCUGCUGAGAAGGGUGGCAAGAAGACCAAGGCUGCCAAGACCAAGACCUCUCUCAACACCACGCGAGCCAACGCCCCCGACGUCGACACCUUUGAGGACGACGCCUUUGGUGAUGACGACUUCAUGUGAGAGGCGUAAGCAGGAAACGUGAAAAAACAAAUGCGACGCCGCAAUGGAGGUAGAGGGGAGCCGGCAGCAAUGCCAUACAAAAAUUGCCUUCGCCUCAGUUGCGCAAGACACGCUCGCGCUAGCCUCGUUUUCGUCUUUACACUGCAUGUGUUGCCCCAAGGCACACGCAGGUAGUGAAGGAUACUCAGCAGGCCACUCAUUAGAAAGGCGCAUGGUACUUGACAUUUUACAGAGCAUGUCCGAAAAGGAGCGAUGGAAAGAGGAAUGAUGCUUUCCUUGAGAGUUGUUAUUUGUUUGGUCCUUUAUGUUUUGUCCUUUUUAUUUCUGGUUUUGCUUCCUCUCCCAUACUUAGAUAUUUGAUUGCAUGGUACAGCUACGUGGAGGUAAUUACGGUCGAAAUACAUUCUUCAUUGAUU
Molecule: messenger RNA, 1670 nt
Organism: [Torrubiella] hemipterigena
Lineage: Eukaryota; Fungi; Ascomycota; Sordariomycetes; Hypocreales; Clavicipitaceae
Source: the annotation of a GenBank genome assembly